ACACCACCAUCGAGAGAAUCUCUCACAAAACAUAACUGUACAACAUCAAAGAGUAGAAGAAGAGAAAUGAAAGCACCAAGCUUUUCCUCUCUUUUCCCCUUCCUCCUCCUGUCCUCCGUCUCCUCUUAAUCUUCACCUCCACCACCCAUCCAUCAUCAACAUCUAUAUAUAAAAUCAUCUCUCUCUCUCGCUCUCUCUCCAAUCAACCAUGUCCCUUGAUGACUCCUUAAGAUCUCUCUCUCUAGACUACCUCAACCUCCUCAUCAACGGCCAAGCGUUCAGUGAUGUAACUUUCAGUGUAGAGGGUCGUCUUGUCCAUGCCCACCGAUGCAUCCUAGCAGCUAGGAGCCUCUUCUUCAGGAAAUUCUUCUGUGGACCGGACACACCGACCGGUAUCGACCCCACCGGCUCGAGGAUGGGACCGGUCGGAGGGUUGGCUUCGUCCCCUAGGGGUUCGAAUUCGCAGGUGAUACCAGUGAAUUCAGUGGGCUAUGAGGUGUUCUUGUUGAUGUUGCAAUUUUUGUAUAGUGGGCAGGUCUCAAUAGUUCCUCAGAAGCAUGAGCCCAGGACUAAUUGUGGUGAGAGAGGGUGUUGGCACACACAUUGCACCUCAGCCGUUGAUCUUGCUCUGGACACUCUUGCUGCCGCUAGAUCCUUUGGAGUGGAACAGCUCGCAUUGCUCACUCAGAAGCAAUUGGCAAGCAUGGUAGAGAAGGCCUCAAUUGAGGAUGUAAUGAAGGUUUUGAUAGCUUCAAGAAAGCAAGACAUGCACCAACUUUGGACUACUUGUUCCCAUUUGGUUGCAAAGUCUGGCCUCCCAGCAGACAUCCUAGCCAAGCACCUUCCCAUUGAUGUUGUAGCCAAGAUCGAAGAGCUCCGCCUCAAAUCCUCCCUCGCCCGCCGUUCCCUUAUGCCACACCACCACCAACACCACGACCUCACGGCUGCCGCUGACCUCGAGGACCAGAAAAUUCGACGAAUGAGAAGAGCUCUUGACUCAUCUGAUGUUGAACUUGUCAAGCUUAUGGUAAUGGGUGAAGGGCUUAAUCUUGACGAGGCAUUGGCCUUGCAUUAUGCGGUUGAGAAUUGUAGCCGAGAAGUUGUUAAGGCCUUGCUUGAGCUUGGUGCAGCUGAUGUUAACUACCCAGCCGGGCCAGCCGGUAAAACUCCCCUCCACAUUUCGGCGGAGAUGGUGUCGCCGGACAUGGUGGCGGUCCUCCUGGACCACCAUGCCGACCCAAAUGUCCGAACGGUCGAUGGAAUUACUCCUCUAGAUGUGCUCCGAACCCUAACUUCUGAUUUUCUAUUCAAAGGGGCUGUCCCGGGGUUAACCCACAUUGAGCCAAACAAGCUCAGACUCUGUCUUGAGCUUGUUCAAUCGGCGGCUAUGGUGAUUUCUCGUGAGGAAGGCAAUGCAAAUGCUCCUUCUUCCACCAGUAUCUACCCUCCUAUGGAUGAAGAUCACCAUAGCAGUUCUAGCAGUGGAAACAUGGGUAAUCUUAACCUUGAUUCAAGAAUGGUUUAUCUCAAUCUUGGUGCAGUAGCUUCCACCCACAUGGGUUGUAACAAGAUGAAUGAGAGAGAUGAUAAUAGCAACAAUAGCCAGAGGGAAGCCAUGAAUCGACAAGGUGGCUGUGACCCAUCCAUGUACCACCACCACUCUCAUGAGUAUUAGCUCAAUUAUAUUUAUCUAUCACCUUCUAUAUUUAUUGGGUAUAUAUCCAUGAAGUGGAAAAACACAAGCAGAAGUUCAUCAGAUGGAGAUUGAUGUUGGGUUAUAUAUGAUCUUUUGGUCAUUUCUUCAUUUGUUAUUUUUCGCCCUUGUUCUGUGGUGGGUUUCUUUGAUUUUUCUAGGGCUUUCAGUGAUGAUCAUGCUCAUGGGAUGGGAUGGAACCUGGAGAAUCUAAGUUUUGCUCUGGAUGAUGGACAGGACACAGGUCAAUCUUUUCAACCCCGGCCUGUCAACUCCUUUUGUAUUUACUGGUAUUUGUAAUGUUGUGGCAUUUUUUAGUGACCUAUUAUUUCUUGUCCCCCGAUUAAG
Molecule: messenger RNA, 2041 nt
Organism: Ilex paraguariensis (yerba mate)
Lineage: Eukaryota; Viridiplantae; Streptophyta; Magnoliopsida; Aquifoliales; Aquifoliaceae
Source: the annotation of a GenBank genome assembly